Molecule: messenger RNA, 884 nt
Organism: Nematostella vectensis (starlet sea anemone)
Lineage: Eukaryota; Metazoa; Cnidaria; Anthozoa; Actiniaria; Edwardsiidae
Product: acylpyruvase FAHD1, mitochondrial
Exons: 3
Coding region: 70-786 (238 amino acids)
Cellular component (GO): mitochondrion
Molecular function (GO): acetylpyruvate hydrolase activity
Source: RefSeq, a predicted model, not a curated record
UUAAGUUAUUCUAAAUCUUCCAAAUUUUAAAAAUACAAUGUAGGAUUUUUUCCUCUUUCUCUCCAAAUUAUGGAACAGCCGGCGUUAUCUUUGGAUACCUGUGUCUGGAUGAAAAAAUCAAUCAAGAUGGCGGCCAAAACGCGUGACUUGAGGCGUUUUGUCGAUUUCGGACGAAAGAUCGUGGCUGUAGGAAGAAACUAUCGAGAUCAUGCAGCUGAGCUUGGCAAUGUUGUCCCUGAUAAACCACUGAUAUUUCUCAAACCAACAUCAGCAUACAUUGAGCAAGGAAGCAAAAUAAAGAUCCCCUCAAACUGCUCACAGCUUCACCAUGAAGUUGAACUUGGAGUUGUCAUAGGUCAAAAAGGAGCUAACAUCAAUGAGGAAGCAGCUAUGGAUCAUGUUGGUGGCUAUGCACUAGCACUUGACAUGACUGAUAGGACAUUGCAGGAGGAGCUUAAGAAAAAGGGCCACCCAUGGGCAAUUAGUAAAGGGUUUGAUACCUCUUGCCCAGUUAGUGACUUUAUUCAUUCCUCAUCAAUCCCAGAUCCACAUAAUUUGAAACUUUGGCUUAAGGUUGAUGGGGUGACAAAGCAAGAGGGAGUAACUAGUGAUAUGAUGUUUACUGUACCUUUUCUAAUCAGCUACAUCAGUAAGAUAAUGACACUAGAGGAAGGGGAUCUGAUUUUAACAGGUACACCAGCAGGCGUGUCAGCCGUCAAGGAGGGUGACAACAUCACUGCAGGAAUCGAGGGCAUUGUUGAAAUGGCAUUUAGUGUUGAGAAAUGAAACGAAACGAAACGAUCCCAAGGAGUCCCCGAAAUGAACCCCGUGGAAUUACCAGAAUGGACAAAGGAAAAGUGGAAGGAAAUACUUUUUGAAGCAUU